Diabrotica virgifera virgifera (western corn rootworm) is the source of this 10531-nucleotide messenger RNA. RefSeq names its product importin subunit alpha-4. Bases 232 to 1782 code for a protein of 516 amino acids. NCBI's taxonomy places the organism in Eukaryota, Metazoa, Arthropoda, Insecta, Coleoptera, Chrysomelidae. Gene Ontology annotation, biological process: NLS-bearing protein import into nucleus. Gene Ontology annotation, molecular function: nuclear import signal receptor activity; protein binding. The transcript has 7 exons. Gene Ontology annotation, cellular component: nucleus; cytoplasm; nucleoplasm. The record is from RefSeq and is a predicted model, not a curated record.
AAUUUAAUCACAUUUAAAAAUAAAAAGUAACUAAGAACAUAAUGGUGAGCAAUUUUCUAAAAUCAUAAGAAGAGUCAGUAUUGUAACAGAGGAAUUUCCCGUGAAUUUGUGAUUACUAGGAUUUUAUACCUACGACAACUAUUUAUGUACCUUCUUCGAAGAUCAUUUCGAUAGUUUAAUAAAACUUUAAUCCGGCGUUUCCUCGUGUUUGGCAUUGUCAAAAUCAUAAAAAUGGCGGACCCAACCAGUUAUAAGAAUCGUCUGCAAAAUUUUAAGAACAAAGGAAAAGAUCAAGAUGAGAUGCGAAGGAGAAGAACUGAAGUUACAGUGGAGCUUAGAAAAAAUAAAAGAGAAGAAACUCUACAGAAGAGGCGCAACGUUCCCAUUGUUGACUCGACAGAUGAAGACGACAUCGAAAAAUCUCUAUCAAAUACAAACUUAGAACAGUUAGUCCAGCAAGCCGCAGCUGAUGAUAAUCCAGCGGUACAGUUAAUGGCUGUACAGUCUGCUAGAAAAUUGCUCUCUGCGGACAGGAAUCCACCCAUAGAUGCUUUAAUAGACAGUAAAAUUUUACCUGUACUUGUUAAAUGCUUAGAAAGGCAAGAUAAUCCUUCUUUACAGUUCGAGGCAGCUUGGGCACUGACAAAUAUCGCUUCUGGUACCUCAGCCCAAACAAAUAAGGUGGUAGCAGCUGGUGCAGUCCCCCUCUUCCUUAUGUUAUUACAUUCACCACAUCAAAACGUUUGUGAACAGGCUGUAUGGGCUUUAGGAAAUAUAAUUGGAGAUGGCCCCAUUCUAAGAGAUUAUGUUAUAGAAUUAGGAGUAGUCGACCCUCUGCUAUCUUUCAUAAAACCAGAAAUACCAAUCUCAUUUUUAAGAAACGUUACAUGGGUUAUUGUAAAUUUAUGCAGAAACAAAGAUCCAUCUCCUCCUACGAAGACUAUUGAAGAACUGUUACCUGCUCUGAAUGCUUUGAUACAUCAUACAGACGUUAAUAUCUUAGUCGACACAGUUUGGGCUUUAAGUUACCUAACUGACGGUGGCAAUCUUCACAUCCAAAUGGUCAUAGAUAGUGGUGUCGUACCAAAGCUCAUACCUCUCCUUAGUCAUAAAGAAGUCAAAGUUCAAACAGCAGCUCUCCGUGCAGUGGGUAAUAUAGUUACAGGUACUGAUGAACAAACACAAGUGGUGCUUAAUUGUGAUGCCCUCAGCCAUUUCCCAUCGUUAUUAGUACAUCCUAAAGAAAAGAUCUGUAAAGAAGCAGUAUGGUUCUUGUCCAAUAUCACAGCCGGAAGUAGAUCACAAGUGCAAGCCGUUAUUGAUGCUGGACUCUUACCGAAAAUAAUUCAUAAUCUUAGUAAAGGCGAUUUCCAAACACAGAAAGAAGCUGCUUGGGCUAUCACCAAUUUGUCUAUAGGCGGCAGUAGAGAACAAAUUGCUAGACUGAUACAGGAAGGAGUGGUGCCUCCAUUCUGUGAACUCCUCAACUGCAAAGAUGCUACAGUUAUCCAGGUUGUACUUGAUGGUAUUAAUAAUUUACUACAAAUGGCCGGUCCUCAAUUGGAACAGCUCUGCACAAUGAUUGAAGAAUGCAAUGGCCUGGACAAAAUUGAAGCUUUGCAAAAUCAUGACAACAUUAAAAUUUACAAAUUGGCAUAUGAAAUUAUAGAGCAAUAUUUCGGAGGCGAAGAGGUGGAGGAUUCCAACAUAGCUCCCACACAAGGAGAAGCAACAUUCAACUUCGAUCCAAAUACAAAUGUUCCAAAAGACUUCAACUUCUGAUCGUUUUAUGAAGAUGAUAAUUACUAAACGUUUAUUAAAAGUAAUUAAGUCAUCAUUAGCCAGAAGAAAGCGUUGCUUCCUUACUUUAUAUCAAAAAAACAAAACAAAAUACGAAUAUGUCUAUACAUACAUUUAAACAUGUACGUUCAUUUUAAGCUAUUCAUGUACAUAUUAUAUAUAUUUUUUAUAUAUAAGACGAUAGAUUCGAACCCAAAAUGUUUAUAAUUUUUGGAUUUUUUCUGAUUAGUUUUUGGAUUUGGGAAAUUUUAUAUAAAUACUACAAUCAUUGUUUAAAAAGGAAUAGUUGGUCAACGCAAUGAAUAAAUUUGUUUGUUAGAAUUAAACAGAUUUAUUCAUUGCGUUGACCAACUAUUCCUUUUUAAACAAUGCUACAAUAUGUGCAACCGAUUUUUCUCCUAUCAACGGUAACAGACUGCGACAGUUUUGAUGUUACAGAGGCAAAUCUUAUGAAUUGUUCCACAUAAAAUACCUUUUGCAGCAGAUAUUAUAUGGAAACAUUGAUCCAAACAUCAUUCACUAAAUAUCGUUUUUAUGGAUGUUAAUAUAAUUAAUAUAUAACUUUAAAAAGUAAGUAAAUUUUGUGGGAAAUGUAUAUUUUAUUUUUGUUAGAGUAGAAACGAAAUUCGGUCAGAAUGCGCAAAGAAGUGGCGGUAUCAAUGUUUGGUAUAAAUGCUUAAGAAAUUCGAGUACUCGCUUUAAAGAUAAGCACUUGCCGGUAUUUUAACAUCCCAUUAAUCAUUGUAAAUUAGUCAUUUUAGAACUUACAGUAAACACUUGCAUAUUAGUACAGAUAAAAUAAUUAGACCAUAAAUAUUAAGCAAGAGAAAUCAAGCUUUUUCUCUACUUUGAAGGACAAAAAAGCAAGUUCAUUAUCUGAACCGAACUCAAAAUAAUUUUGCACAUCAUUUGUCUGGGACAAAAUAUGGUUGACAUGAUAUCCGUGUGAAGACUUGGUCUACUAUACUCUUGGAUCAUUAUAUUGAAGAGAUAAACUCGACUCGGCAACAUUGUAAAUUUAUCAACAAACUAUUGGAUGUGAAUCCCCUUUUUGGCAAAUGCUUUAAUGUGGUGGUUUAUCAUAUUAAAUUUUUAAGUUGAUUUAACUUUUUCAUUGGAAAACAAUUAAGAAUGGAAGUAAAAUAAAAUAGAAAUUCUUCGAGAACAGGCAGUAAGCUUUUCGCUUAAUGUGAUGUCAAACUUUAGUAGUCCUUUUGCCAUAUUUCAAGAAGUAAAAAAUCUGCAUAAGUGUUAAUUUGUAUAUAAAACAAUUCGGUUUAUGUAUAUUUUAUAGAUGUACAUAAUUUUUGAAGUAGUAAACCUGCCGAUUUUUUUAGGUUAAAUCAAACCUAUUUCGUGCCAUGUUACCUCGAUGCAUUGACAUUGACAGUGUAUUGACAUUGACAAUUGUAUUAUUGUUUACAAACCAUUAGGGACAUACCUUAAAUAAAAAAUAUGUUCGUAUAUUUAAAGUCAGAUGUUUUUGUGUAAAAUUUCCCAAAAGAUUGUAAAAUUUAUUUAGUUUUAAGGGGCGCGGAAAUCCAUGUUUAUGUACCGUAUUGUAGAAACUUGGUUUAUUAUUUAUAUAUGAAUAAAUUGAUCUAAUUUAAUGACAAAAGUACUGGGUCUGUGUAGUUUAUAUGAGACGAAGAUUCCAAGACGAUUGCAAACUAACAUUUUAUCAAUUUUUGUUACUUUUUAAUUUGAUAACUCGUUAAAUUACAAGUCUUCGGUAUGUAUUGUAGGUCUUCAACACGUGGCCCAGUACUAGACACACAGUGCUUAAAUUUGUUUCGUAUCCAUUUCGAGAGGAUAAAUAUAUGACAUGUGGCAACACUACGGAGCUGUUUGGCCUUUAUUUCAAUGAAUCCUUAAUGAUACAUGAAUCCUAAGGCACAUCAAAGAAAAAUGAAACGUAAAUCACGUUUCAUGGAAAUAAAACACCGCUAAACAAAUAGACGUCCGGCCAUUUAUGAAACUUUCCGAAAAUAUAAAUGUGUUAUGAGCAUGAAUCACACUCGUUUCAUUGGUAGGCGGACUUCAAGAUUUGUUUAGCCGUGUUUUAUUUUCAUGAAACGUGUUUUACGUUUCAUGUUUCGUUGGUGUGCGGCUUGCCUUAAAAGUCUUAAAGUUGUCGAGUAUUGAGCAUUUAUUGGUAUCCCUUACUUCUGUAAUAAAUUCUUCACCGAUUGCAUAUAUUUGGUAUGCCCUCCACAACGUGCGUUUAAGAAAGGCAGUUAUUAACAAAAACCGGUAUUUGGUUAUAUCGGUUUUUUUACUUACGGUUUAACCUGGUGGUUAUAGCCGGUCAAAAAACCGGUUAUUCCAAAAACUGGUGUUCGGUUUUUUAAGGGGUUACAUAGGUCUUGCGGGUAAAAAAGUGACUUUUUUAAAAAAAUUAUAUCUCGGAAACUAAAAAUUAUUUUUAUUUAUAAUUGGAACAUGUAAAAGUAUAGUACUUACGGUACUCUCAAAAGAAUUUUCAGCCAAAAAUAUUCAUUUUUGUAGAGUUGACUGCAAUUUUUCGAUAACAGCCCUUUUUUGCGGUGGGCAGUAUAACUAAUUCCAGUCUCAUCUGAAAUCAAAAAAUCAAAAAGUUUGUUGUAGUUUAUACCUCUGGCUAGUGAAUGAACAAAUGAAUUUUUAUUAGGUGAAGUUGUUUUUGUUUUAUAAAAAAAAAACUACUUUAAAAAUGGCCAUUUUGGAAAAAAUGAGAAAAAUUGGGGUCGAAAAUGUGUUUAAACUUAGUAAAAUCUUCAAAUUUCAUUUUUUUUUUUAAUUCCUUCGUUCAUUCACUAGUCAGAGGUAUAAACUACAAGAAACUUUUUGAUUUCAGAUGAGACUGGACUUAGUUAUGCUGCCCACCGCAAAAAAGGGGGCUGUUGUCGAAAAAUUGCAGUCAACUCUACAAAAAUGAAUAUUUUUGGCUGAAAUUUUUUUUGAGAGUACCUUAAGUACUAUACUUUUACAUGUUCCAAUUAUAAAUAAAAAUAAUUUUUAGUUUUAGAGAUAUAUUUUUUUUAAAGUCACUUUUUUACCCGCAAGACCUAUGUAACCCCUUAAUCUUUCCGAAUCUGAAUCCUUGUUAUUCAUCUGAUAAACUAAAAGACUAAAUUUGUGAAUUUCGUUUAGAACUGCAAAAAUAAUUUACAAUGCCGAGAAUAUCUUCAGAUGCUAUAAUUACGCCAAAAGAAAAACUUUACAAUAUGUAUCUGAAUGGUGAAAUGGUGGACACGGAAAUAAUACUAAACGAUGGAAACAUUUCAGCGCAUAGUAUUGUUCUCACUGCAGGAAGUCCAAUAAUUUAUCGAAUGCUAAGACCGCAGAUAGCAGAUCUGAAAACAGUAGCUUUGAGCAGUAGCAAUUGACGAUUAUGUUGACCAUAAAAUGGACGUAUUGAUUUUCAAAAUAAAUUUGCAAAAUUUGGAAGCGUUAUUCAGUCUAUUGAUACUGAAAUGUCAAACCAAGCUAAACAUAAAUCACUUGACAGCUGUCAAAAUGGUCGCCAAAAAAAGUGUUGCUAAUAGGACUUUUCAACGUUUCUCACUUGUUUCGAGCGUCUGUCAUAAUAUGUCGUUUAACCCGUGUAUAAUAUUAAUACACACGGAUUAUUGGGACCGUGCAAGUUCGGAAAAGCGCCACCUGGUUUCUUCGCUCUGCACUUUUAUUCGCACUUUUAAUUAUAUUCGCCAAUCAUAUGGUCCUGGUUGCUGGAUAAUUGUCAAGGCCAUAGUCCAAAAAAAAAUAAUAAGAAAAAAUAAGAUUUAGGUUAUGUUAUUAAAACGUAAACAAUUGUAUGUAGUAAAUAAAAUUAGUUAUUAAAAUGCAGUACUGCAAGCAAAAUACAAUUAAUUAAAUUUACCUUUAUAUAAUAAUUGCAUAUCAUAUCAAUAUUGUGAAGCAAUAUAUAAUUUUUCUUCUUAAAUGACAAUAGGUAUGAAAUGUACGUCAAUUUGACAAUUUCAAUUGACAAUAUGAAUUAUUUAAGAAAGUUGCAAUAUUUCUCCGCUAUUCGCGCACGAUCGUUUCGCGUAUCCCUUCCGGGUACUUGCACACCGCGAAUACGACAUAUCGUUCAUUUGGAAGAAGAGGGUUCCAUCUCAAAAUGUUUUUUUUUAUUGCAUCAAUGCCUUCUAAAUAAUGACUUCUACUAUGGAAAAAAUAGUUACAUGUGUAAGUACACUAGUCUCCGAGAGAUGGCAGAUGCAACUCUUUGGUUUUCCCCUAACUUUCUCUACAGAACGUUAUUCGCUUUAGAGAAUACAGUUACAUCUUGGAAUAUAAUAGACAAAAAUAAGUUAGUUUAAUUAAAAGGGUGAUUUAUUUUUGGGAUAUAGAGUUAUAAGUAAGUAAAGAUAUAACCAUUUUUCUUAUUAAAAGUUAUAACACUAAAAGUGAACAGUAUGUUCUGAUAGAAGGAUACUUUCUUAGUUGUAACUUUUUUUUUGGAUAAUUCAUCAUAAAAAAGGAGCAAUGUAAUGUGCGUAAAUAGUUAUUUAUGAAACAGUCCGUGAAAAAACGCACGCGAUUUUUAGAGCACGAGCGACAACGGAGCGAGUGCUAUAAAUCGCGUAAGUUCGCAAAAAGUACUUCACGCACAGUUUCAUACAAUAUUGUAUCUACGAUAAACAAAUAAAAAAGCUGUAACUCUUCGUCACUGAAAUUCAUUUCUAUUCUACAAUUUUUAGAACUUUGACAUUUAAAAAUUCUAACUACUUUCAAACCACAAAACUAUCAAAACUUUUGUUGUAAUUCAUUGCUCAUAUUGUCAUCACCAUGAUAACGCGAAAGUUAAAAUAGUGCGAAAAAGUAAAUCCCAUUUAAAAUACAUUGUUACUUCACGCACACUUUAAAUCCUUCACGCACUGCUAUCUAUAAUGACAGUUUUCACAAACUAAAAACUUAUACAUAAUAUGACAUAGAGUAGAUAAAAGUAGUUUUGUGAAAUGUAACCUAAAGUUAUUUUGUUAUAGGUAUGUGAAUUAUUUUUUUGCAUUGAAUAAUCUUUUGUUUUCCUGAAUACUAUUUAAGUUUUCACAAAUAUUUGUAAAGAAAAACAAUUAGGUAUUACUAUUAUUGCUUAUUUAUGUUUCAUUUUUUGUUGUAUAAGGGAUACGAACUAUUUAAUUAGUUUUUUUUUUGUUUUAUUAAAUCAUAAUUGAUAUAAUGGCAUUUUUAAUAAUACUUUAUUAAUACAAUUCCUAAAAUGUAACUUUAUGAGCAAACAUAGUGCUUUAAAAAGAUAAUAUUUCUUUAUUCAAGGUUAUAUCUAAGUCUUUUUUCUAAACCUGAUAUCUUAAAAAAGAAAAUUCUUGUCAGAGCGAUAAAAAGAUCAGAAAUCUAUCAUACUUAAUCAUUAAAUCCUAUAAUCUCAAUAAACACUGCGCAAAAUAAAUGAAAUAAAAAUAAAAUAUGAAUCUUAAAUCCUUUCUACUGAAAAAGUGAAAAUUCUUAGAUAUUAUAACCCUCUUCUUCCAAAUGAACGAUAUGACAGAAGCUCGAAACAAAUGAGAAACGUUGAAAAGCUCUAUACACAUUUCUAUACCAAAAAACACCCAUUAUAAAAAAGAUUCUUAAUACAUGCAAGUUCCCUAUUAAAAUAUGUAUUCCUCGUAGAUCCAUUACAAGUUCUGAGAUAUAGUAGUGAACUCUCGAUAUUACUAAGAUAUAUCUUUACGAAAUUGAUCUCAUGUAUAAAGGUAUAUCUAUCACAAGUAAACAAAUUUAAGCACUGUACGUAUUUAUUUUUUCGGGAUUUUGUAAAUUUCGUGCAAAACGAUUGAAAAUUAAAAAUGAGCACAUAAUGAUUGUGAUGUAGAGUUUGAAGGAAAUGCCGAAGUGCAAAACAAACCAUUUAAAAUGACCGUACAUAGUCAAAAGGAUCUGAGCAUGAUAACUCGUAGAUAAUUUAUUAUUUUUUUAAGAAACGAAAAUGUGAUGUAUUAAACCAUAUAAUUUAUUGAAUAGAAUUGUGAUGCAAUAAAAAGUCAUGCGCAGAUUUUGUUAGAUUUUAUCCUAUUGUAUUUAUGAUAAUGAUAUUAACUUAAUAUUCUUUUGUUUCCACGGACAGUCUUCAGACUUGUUUAUAAAUAUUAUGAUAUAGUUUUUUUACUACAAAAAUAGGCUUACGUCAAAAUUAAAUCAAUAUGGCGACUGAGAGGCAAACAAAUGUUAUUUUAUCAGUUCUUAAUGUGUUUUAGAUCAUUUUAGUCACAUUUCUUUGUAAUUUUGUUUUGUACAAGGAUAAAUUUACCAUGUUCACUAGAGGAAUUCAUUUAAAAAGACAAUAUGCCUCAUUUUUGUUGUGUUUUGAAGUGUAGAAUGCGAAGUAAUUAUGAUAAAGUUUAGUUUUAUCGCUUAACAUCAGUUAGAUUUUAAGCAUAAAACUGAACUAAAUAAGUUAUCAUCUGAGAGACAAAACCAAUGGUUAAAUGCUAUAAUACGUCCUAUAAAAAUGCUAAAUAACUAACUACGCCCAUGUUACUUACGCUUGGAAAACUGUCUCCACAGUAGGUUAACUCAGGCCCCUUGAGGGAAAAUGGACCUAUAUUUAUUUUGCCAAUCUUUUGCUGGUAUCUACUAGUAACAUCUAUUGGCUACCAUCAACUUUCGAAAAUAUUCACUCGUUGUUCUGAAGCUAUUUCCUUGUGGCAUUUUUAUGAUUGACUAUUUAGAUGGGAAAUAAGCCACAAUUAAAUUGAAAAAAUAAUUGUAUUAACGUUUCGACGCUCGUCGUGUCGUGUCGUCAAAAUACAAAAUAAUAAAAUUAUUUUUUCAAUUUAAUUGUGGCUUAUUUCUCAUCUAAAUAGUUAAUCAUAUUCACUCAUGUUUAUUCACUGCUUAAAACUAAAUAAAGUCAAAAAACUAUACAAAAUCUACAACAAAGUGUUCGGAAAAUACAACUAAAAAACUGUUAACAGUAAAAAACUUAAGAAACAAUGUGGUACAAAUAUAAACAAAUACAACGUUUGACAGCUUGACUCCGAGCGAUAUUAUAAACGUCAAAGUUUUGGAAUGCCCUAUUGCCAAAACAGAAUUUUCAUCGUGGCCAUGUUUCUUGUACAGUGAGAAGCUAGGCAUCAUUACUUGUCUGAGAUUUUUUUCUUUGUUCUUGUUUACUGUAAAAAUAAUAUCUACAAUUCUUUAUUCUAAUUGAUUAUGUCAAUCGGUUUUCAUUACUUGCCGAAAUAUAUUACAGUAAACACGAACAAAGAAAAAUAUCUCUGACCAGUGAUGAUGCCUAACUUGUCACUGUACCGAGGAUCGUCGCCAUGAUGAAAAGUCAUAUUCUAAUGUUUUGGUAACGCUCUACCGUCAGAAAUCUUUAAAUGACGUAAGGGUAUUUUUGUAGUAAAAAAACCAUACACAAUUUGUUUAAUAACAUAUUUGUUUAAUUUGUUUGUUGUUGGUUGUACUUUUUUUAGACCAGUUUAACAACGUAAUAUCUGUCUUCAGCCAGUCUAUUAAAUUUGUAUUGGACUUCUUAGUAACUAAAGAAAUAUUAUUUAAUAUUAUUUUAUUUAAAAUUACAUUAAAUCAACUACAGGGUGUACCAAAAGUAGCGGGAUGGUCAAAUAUUUCGCGAAAUGAACAUUGGAUCGAAAAACUGAAAAAUAUGUGUUCAAUAUUUUUCAAAAAUCUAUCAAAUGAUACCAAACACGACUCCCCACGACCGCAUGGAAGUGGGGUGGAGGUAACUUUAUAAUCUUAAAUAGACUCACAUGUUUUAUUUAUUGCAGAUUUUGAUUCCGUACGUAAAAAUAAGCAACUUUUAUUCGAGACAUUUUUUUUAAUUGUAUGUAUGGCGCUAUAAUCGGCUAUAAUUGCAUAAAUAUAAUCGGCUAUAAUUGUAAUACAUGGAGCUAUAAUCGGAAAAAUGACUUAUCGUGAGACACUAGGUAAAUUAUAGAAACGGUCUAAUAUCUCGAGAAAUAUACUUCCAAGUAAAUCCAAAAACCAUGUGUUUAAUAUUUAUCAAAAACCUAUCGAAUGACACCAAACACUACUCUCCACUUGCACCCACGGGGGAUUAGGCGGUACCAUUUUUUAUUAUGCCUCCCCCCCCCCCCCAACAUUUAUCCAAGAUAUUUUUUAUAAUUUUUGAUAGAUGGCGCUAUAAUCGGAAAACUACGGUUUAUUGGCGGCAUCUAUCAACAGUUCUAAAAAAUGUUUCGAAUAAAUGUUACUUACUUUUUCAUGGGGAAUCCAACUCUGCAAUAAAAAAUGGGUGUUCCUAUUUAAGAUUGUAAAGUAGUUAUCCCCCACCCCACCUCCAGGGAUUGGAGAGGGGGGGUCGUGUUUGGUGUCUUUCGAUAGAUUUUUGAAAAAUAUUGAACACGUAUUUGUCAGUUUUUCGAUCCGACGUUCAUUUCGCGGAAUAUUCGACCGAUCCGUUACUUUUGGGACACCCUAUAUAAAAAAGUCUGAAGAAUUCGUAAUGUUGUAAGGUAAAAUUUUUUAGGAGGUAAAAAUUGACUGUUUUCCCGUUGUUUAUAUAUUGUUUUUAUUUAUGAAAAAGGGACAUACAUUUUACAACUUUCGGACUUAUAGUAUGCUCGGUUUUUUUAUUCUAAUUUUGGAAAUAAAUCUGAAGAAAUGUAAAUAAACAUUUUCCGUCUUACUUUAAUUUAAUUCAGUGGAAUUGACAAACACUUUCCUGUUCUUAAUGUUUUACUAAUUAGAAAAUAUCUUCAGUUGUACAUUAUUUAUAGUAAACAUUAAGAGAAUCUAA